AAAUGUCAGAGAUGCACGCAACCACCAGUCAACGCUGUACGAAGCUAAUUUGGACGGGUUCGGAAGCCAAUUUGCAUCGGAAGGCGCGACGCUGGUUGCUCGACGCGUUUUGGCUGGAUGCAGUGGGGCUUGCCGACUACUGCUGCCGCGAUGAUUGGUGCUCACUGCUCAGACACCCCUAACAUUCAACACCCAACCUCACUCACACCUCGACAACAGCUGCGGACGGAGAUCGUGCCCGGUAAUUCUCAGACAGCUGCGAGAUGACUUCAAGUAGGAAAUAUGCAACAUUGCCGGACCUAGAUUCGGCGCCGGAUAUCUACGAGACGCCGGAGCUCACCGACGACCAUUCGACAGUUCCACCGACGACCGUACGGUCACCUUCCGACGAUGAGUAUGACGAAGAUGAAGAGGACGCUGCUGGCGUUUCGCGGUCCCGCCUUCGCAUAAAUGAGGCCCGGGCGAGGUUCAUGCCCUCCGCGGUAGAUGCGAGCGAUGUAGACUUCUCAGACCGCCUCAGCAGCAGGCGAAGGUCUUACAGGACGUCGACCCGGCGACGUCGGAUCCUCGAUGAUGGGACGGAGGAGCUGGGCGACCUGAGCGACGAGGACGACGCAGGGAACCUCACACGGAAGAUCGCCAGGCUGAAGCGGGAGAUUGAGGAAGCCAAGGAGGAGUACGGAAAGCAGAAAGCAGCUGCCGCCCAAUCGACAGAAGAAGACGAAGUCCAGAAGGACGAGCUCGAUUCGAUCAGCAAGCUUCUGGACGAGAUCUCCGGAGUCGACGAAUCACUUGCCUCUCGCACUCUUCCUCCGGCUAGUACUCUCUUUGCUGCCAGACCACAACCUAGAGUUGAGGAAAGGGCACAUGGAGACUCCAAAGACGGCGCCAAGUACACGAUGACAUAUGCGCCGAGCUAUGAGCAGACUCAAGCUCUGUCCAAGGCUGCCGAUUUCGACCGACGUCUUGUCGUGCUAGAGAAGGCAUUGGGUGUCGGGUCGACAGCAAUGCCCGAAUUCGACUCGAACGGCCUACCUCGGGCCAUUAUUCCCCUCCUGGAGAACCUCCACAAGCAAAUCUCGACCCUAUCCGACGCUUCGGUUCCGUCGCUGGACAGCAUCAGCCGGAGAGUACGAACCCUGACUCAGGAGGCGGAAGGUCUAGAGAAGGCACGUCGGAACGCUAAGGCGGCCCAAGAUGCCCUUGCUUCAACUGGAUCAGGGGCAACAUCCGAGGCCGCUGCCCCAGAAGACUCGGAGCAGAUGGCCAAAAUCAAUGCGCUCUACGGAACCUUGCCGACCAUCGAGAACUUGGCGCCGCUCCUGCCACCCCUUCUCGACCGUCUCCGAUCGCUACGGAUGAUCCAUGCCGAUGCUGCGACGGCGGCCCAGACGCUGGAGCGCCUUGAAAAGAAACAGGCGGAGAUGUCAUCGGAGAUUCAGAUGUGGAGAGAGGGACUGGAGAAGGUGGAGUCUGCUGUCAGGGAGGGUGAUGCGACGAUGAACAGGAAUAUGGAUGUGAUGUCGAAGUGGGUGAAGGACUUGGAGGAAAGGAUGUCGAAGUUAUCUUAGACGGCAGACUACAGUGAUACCCAACGCCAAAUAUGUACUGAUGAAUACUGCAGUGGGGGGGGUCUUAGGUGGGUGACAUUGAAUGUAUGGACUUUUAUUAUGGGCAUGGUGCCUUAGGAUUCGAGUGCUGAACUUGGCUGGCCCAAGAGGGCAUGGCGUCUUACGGACAUCCCGUACGCGGAACCGCCCACUUCCC
This is a messenger RNA of Chaetomium strumarium, 1767 nucleotides long. Its product is annotated as Dynamitin-domain-containing protein. The coding region runs from base 264 to 1571 and encodes 435 amino acids. Gene Ontology annotation, cellular component: dynactin complex; cytoplasm. The transcript has 3 exons. NCBI's taxonomy places the organism in Eukaryota, Fungi, Ascomycota, Sordariomycetes, Sordariales, Chaetomiaceae. Gene Ontology annotation, biological process: mitotic spindle organization. The record is from RefSeq and is a predicted model, not a curated record.